AUGCCGAAAAAUAAGGGAAAGGGAGGAAAAAAUCGCAGAAGAGGAAAGAAUGAGAACGAUUUCAUGAAGCGGGAACUCGACUUCAAGGAUAUCGGUCAAGGUUCGUUAUUUUGAUAAAUUCAACGUCAACUUGAUAUUCAAUACAUUUUUAGAGUAUGGUCAGGUAUCGAAAAUGCUUGGGAACGGACGCGUGCAAGUUUUUUGUUUUGAUGGUAAGCAACGAGUUUGCCACAUUCGCGGUAAAGCUCCGCAAGAAGGUCUGGAUCAACGUCGGAGACAUCAUCCUGGUGGGACUCCGAGAUUAUCAGGACGAUAAGGUAGAUCUGAGUCUUUUUGUUUUUCAAUCGUCAUUUCAGGGAGAUGUUAUCCUUAAAUACACACCUGAUGAAGCUAGAAGGCUUAAAAACGAAGGUCUAAUUCCUGAGAACGCCAAGCUCAACGAGAACGACGAGCAAGAUGAAGGCGAAGUCGAAUUCCGUAAGUUGAAAUUAAUCAUAUUUGAUUAUGAGAAACGUGUGGUUAUCAAUGUGAUCUCUCUGUUUAUGUUUUAAAUGUAUUACCCACAUACAUUCAAAGGUGCUUCGAAAAUUUCCUAUGUUUUACAGCUCAAAUCGUUCAUGAUGUUAUUCGAAAGAAAAAGUUGAAAAAAUAAUGAAGAAAAUUAUAGAAGAACUCACCCGCUAUUGUGAUUAACGACGAGUAAUCAUUUAAAAAGCAAAUAUUACAGUGGACACUGCUGGAGCAGAUGAAGCGAAGGAGGCUUCUGAGGAAGAUGAUGACAGCGAAGAGAGUGAAGAGGACGAAAGUGGGCGUUUUUCAUAAUUCUCCGAGACAUGUAGAACUUCAGGCGAAGAAGAAGACGAUGACGACGAUGACGAAGAUGAGGAUUCAGAUGAUUCAGACGACUCUUCGAAGAUCAAUGAAGAAGCUCUCGCUGCCGGCCGAACUUACAAGGAUAAUCGCUCUCAACGCGGCGGGAAGAACAAAUACAACAAACGGCGUUAA
Messenger RNA from Caenorhabditis auriculariae, 1005 nucleotides. Lineage: Eukaryota; Metazoa; Nematoda; Chromadorea; Rhabditida; Rhabditidae. The record is from the annotation of a GenBank genome assembly.